Molecule: messenger RNA, 1961 nt
Organism: Brassicogethes aeneus
Lineage: Eukaryota; Metazoa; Arthropoda; Insecta; Coleoptera; Nitidulidae
Source: the annotation of a GenBank genome assembly
CUUGAUGCAAAGUAGCAAAGCUACACCGUCCUAUUUUUGGGUAUAAAAACACUGUCAAACCUGCCAAUUUGUUUUGGAGUUCAAACAACUAUUCUGUGAUUGUUAAAUUUAACUAGUAGUUUUCAUGCACAAUGGAGCAAAUUGUCGUUAAAAAUGAACCUGAGGAAUUAAUCGACGAUUUCAAAGGUGAUAUUUCGAUGAGUUACGAUAAACCGAGCACCUCUGCUGAACAAGAAAUGCCUACAACCUCUGAGAUAGCAAUAAAACAGGAAAUAAAAGAAGACUUGGAUGAUAUUGACAACUUCAUGGAGUAUGUUGAAGCAGGGGUAAAGGAAGAAUCAUUAACGUUUACAGAUGAAGAAUACAACCUUGAUGAACCUGAGCUAGUUGAACUGAAAUUUGAAGCUGAAGACGAAGUGUUUCUCGACAAAGGGACAGACACUGAAGGAGAAAAAGAAAUUAGAAAAAAUGGCAAAGGGAAGUUGUUUUAUUGUGACAUUUGUCCAAAAAAAUUUAAAAGAAACAGUAGUUUGAGUAAACAUGUAAAAUAUGUGCAUCAAAAAGAUGACCAGGAAGAACGUAAAUGUGACAAGUGCAACUAUGUAACUGUAAGAAAGGAUGACUUUAAAGCGCAUUUAAAAAUUCAUGACAAGAAAUAUUCCCUAAAAUGUGAUUUUUGCGAUCACACAACUGCUCGAUUGUAUAACUUGAAUGCUCAUAUAUUAAGCAAACACAAAUUAAAAAAUAACAUAAAAUCAACAACUAAAAUUCACAAUUGCUCCAAGUGUUCAUUCUCAACUGUUAAAAAAUCAACUUACGACAAUCAUAUAAAGAUAUGUUUGAAAUUAGAAAAUGUUAAAUGGUAUGAAUGUCUUUUUUGCCCCUAUAAAACCAUAAGAAAUUAUGAUUUAAAUAAGCAUUUAAAAACCAAACAUAAAGAUAAUUAAUGUAUCAAGUUUCAUAAACGAGAUUUUAUAAAAAGUUUAUUUACGACAAACAAAAAGAAUUUAAAGCCAAUUUGAAAUAUUUGACAUCCGACGAAUUAACCUCACUUUUUUGCAUUUAAAAUAAAGCCUACUUCGGUGCCAACCUGACAAAAAAAAACGCGGGAAUUUUAAAAACCUGAAAAUGGAUUUUGAAAUUAGUUAAUAUAAAUUUGUUGUACAGUUAAUUUUUUUUAUCUGUUUUUUUGUUAGGUUGGUGGCUUAUGCCAGUUUUGGACUUUUUAGUAUUUAAAAAUGGUACUUCUGUUAAAGAAUUUAAUUAAAUACUUUGACACUGUCAAAUUGACAAUAAUAUAAUAAUUGGCAACAAAUAAAUAAAUAAUGGCAUUUUUCGAAUUUUUUCUACUCCCAACUUUAAAACGCCCUUUACCGUACAUGUUUCCAUGACCUUUUAAAUACACAUUGACAAGUUGUGGCUUUAUGGCGCUUUAGUCACGGGCUAAAGUUAGCAACAGGUUUUUAGUCACGGGCUGAAGUUAGUUUUAAGUCAAAUGUCAUACAAUCGUUAAAAUAAAGUGCCUUGUAAAGUAAUACUAAAUGUGAAAAUUAUUUUAUUAUCUCAAUACAAAAAUACAAAAGUAUUAAAUAGUUUCUCAACGCCAAUAUUUGAAAAGUUUAUAUGAACAUUGUACCGACCUUUUAAUUUCGCCGGCAGUAAACUAUAACUUAAAUUCGGGCACGGACUCCACUGUUAAGUGCUCAUGACACGUUUUCUUUACUUUCACUGUGAAAAACUGUCAAUUUUCAAGAAAUACAUUUCGAUUUAUAACCUUUACAAUCUGCGUUUAUAAAAUAAAAAAAUGUGACAUUUGACGGUGACACACAGUUUCCCAUGUUGUUUCAUAGAUGGCGCUCUAUACAAAUUUUUCAUUUAAAUGAUUGUAAUAUUUAAUUUAAGUAUUAAAAAUAUUGUUUCUAGUAUUUAUAAUUUUAUAUAUUACAUUGUUAAAUACCUAC